Molecule: messenger RNA, 3307 nt
Organism: Mastomys coucha (southern multimammate mouse)
Lineage: Eukaryota; Metazoa; Chordata; Mammalia; Rodentia; Muridae
Product: NXPE family member 2
Exons: 6
Coding region: 612-2288 (558 amino acids)
Source: RefSeq, a predicted model, not a curated record
UAGAAUUAAGUUUACCCAAAAAGAUCUUCCUACCUGCAAAUGUCCAUAAGAAAACAUGAAAACCAUGUGCUUGGUGACACAGUGGAGGCCUGCUGGAUAUAUAAACUGAGGACACGACUACUCCAAGGUGCAAACUUUGGCUACUCGACACUGAGUUUUUCUGAGACUGUUGUUCUUUGGGAGAAAUUGUUGAUCAGCUAUUGUGACAUAAAAAGAUAUAACCUGGGAUGGAAGGAAACUGCCUUUUAAAUGGAAUAAAUAAACAAGGGGUUGAUUACUGCACCAGGGAGACACUCAUCAGAUGAGCAGAACCAUGGAAGAAUUUCCGGGGAGGAGAUUCUCUGUGCAAAUGAUUGCUCACUUGAUCGGACUAUCCACAUAAAGUCCUGAAUACAAGAAAAGCUUCCAGAUCUGUUCUGGUACAGCCCGGAAAUCUCUCCUGAGUCAGAAACCCGCAGUCUCUCAAGCUGUUUUGUUCACCGCCUCGAGGAAAAGCUCUCUAUCUGAUUUUCAGUAGUGACUUGGCAAAAUCCCAAGAGAUCCCACUCUGAAACAACAGAGGGGCAAGCGAGGCUCUCAGAGGAGCCAGGCCCUUUUUUCUUUAACCUGCGAUGACUUCUAUCCUCACCCCUAGGAUACUGUUCUCUUCCCUUCCAAAUGCCUCAGCUCGGAAACUGUUCUUGAUGGUGUUAAUUAUCUUUGUUUUCUGGGUUGUCUUCAUGGCUUCAAAAGACCACACAGAGUUUAUGUUUCACUUAAACAACCCCAUCAUUCUGAGACGAUGGCACAUCUUCAAGGAGUUCUUGCCCUCGGAUGAGUUUCAGAACACAUCAGCCUCAGCAGAGGCAGAGCUGGCAGUCACUGCAAUCCUGGAAAAGCUCAACCAGCUGAUCCCACCCAGACCUUUCCCCAACCAGAGCAGCACCACCAGCGCCAAACAGAGCACAGCCACCAUCCACAACCCACAGAACACAUACUGCGUAGGAGACCAGCUGGACAUCUUGCUGGUGGCCAGGGACUAUCUUGGUCACAGGAAGAAGUAUGGUGGGGACUUCCUAAGAGCCAGGAUAUCCUCCCCAGCCCUGAAGGCAGGUGCUUCUGGCAAGGUGACAGACUUCAACAAUGGCACCUACCUCAUCAGCUUCACUCUGUUCUGGGAGGGCCCGGUCUCCCUGUCUGUCCUGCUCAUGCACCCCAGUGAAGGGGCGUCAGCUCUCUGGAGAGCAAGGAAUCAAGGCUAUGGCAAAAUUAUCUUCACUGGCCAGUUUCUUAAUGGCACCUUCCCUCUCCUCACCGAAUGUGGCUUUACCUUAAAGACAAGUGCGGAGCUGUGUCAAUAUCUGGAUGCUCGAGAUGACGAAGCUUUUUACUGUUUGAAGCUUCCGGGUGUUCCCUGUGAGGCCCUGACCCACAUGACAAGCAAGAAUAGUGAUGUCUCCUAUCUCAGCCUUAAGGAGAAGCUCCUUUUCAAGAGGUUCAAUAUAGGAGUUGAAGUGGUGAAGAAUUUGUCCAUCAUGGUCUUGCCUUGUAACAACAAGACUAAGACCAAAAGAAAGAAAUGCCAGAUUGGAAUGGAGACUCCUUUCCCUGGUGGCUAUACUUUGAAAGGAAGGUGGAUUACAGCACAUUGUGAACAGAAUGAGUUCAGGGAGAUAAAAGAUAUAAAUAAUUGCUUGUCAAGAAAAUUGAUUUACCUCAUGGGUGACUCAACUCUGCGUCAAUGGAUCUACUACUUAAACAAAGCUGUGAAAACCUUAAAAUUUUUUGACCAUCAUGGAGCUGGGGUCUUUAAAACUCAUAUUCUUCUGGAUACCGAACGACAUAUUCUGGUUCAGUGGAAAAAACACAGUCAUCCUUUUGUUACUAACAAGCUGUUCUCCAUGAAAGAUGACAAAUAUAUCCCUCGGGAAAUUGAUCAGGUGGCAGGAGACAGUGGUACAGCAAUUGUCAUUAGUUUUGGCCAACACUUCAGACCCUUUCCCAUCAACGUUUUCAUCCGUAGGGCUAUCAACGUCAAAAAGGCCAUAGAGAGACUGUUCUUACGGAGCCCCGAGACCAAGGUGAUAAUUAAAACGGAAAACAUCAGAGAAAUAAAUGAAAAUGUAGAGAUAUUCAGUGACUUCCAUGGAAGCAUUCAGAACCUUAUCAUAAGGGACAUUUUCAGGGACCUCAAUGUGGGUAUCAUUGAUGCCUGGGACAUGACAAUUGCAUACCGCAGUGAGGAUGUCCAUCCACCUGACAGUGUGAUUGAAAGUCAGAUUGGCAUGUUCUUAAACUAUAUUUGCUAGAGGGUCUUAAGGUGCAUAAAAUGUCUCUAGAUCCCCUACCUCUGUUCUCUCUGAUCUCAUGGGUACUUGCACACACAACAUAAUCUAGCACAUGAAGAAGCGAAUAUUGAGAAUUGUAGUUAAAUGUACAUAACAUAAAAUUUGCCAUUCAAAUCACUUUUAAUCCUGCAACUCAGUAAUGCUAAGUAAAGUCUUAUGUUACACCACUGUCAUUAUAAUCCAUUUUUUGAACAGUUUUAUUCAUCCCAAAUAGAAAUAUCAAAUCCAUGAAACGCUCACUCACCACUUCCUCUGAGCCUCGGACCUCGGCACCUACAGCUAUCCUUUCUGCCUCUAUAAAUUUGACUGUUUUAAACAUCUCAUAUAAAUGAAAUAAUAAAAAUCACUGAACUUGUGCCUGCCUUGUUUCACUUAGCACAAUGUCCUUAAUUUGAUCCACGUCAAAUGUAUGAGAAUGUCUUCCUUUUUAAAGAGUGAAUAUAAUUUCUUUCUAUGUAUGUACUGUACUUUGAUUUUUGGUUUAUUUGUUGAUGAACAUUUAGUUUGUUUUUGCCUUUUGGGCAUUAUAUAUCAGGCCUGUGAAGAGGGUUGCACUUUUAAAGGCUUGUUUCCUCUUCUAAACUUGAUGUUUAAAUAGUAAAUUAUCAUUAUCCAUUUCUUAUUUUUAAAUAUUAUUUAAUUAAAUAUGUGUAUGUGUGAGUAUCUGUUAGUGAAUGUCAGGUAUGUUUGAGGAUGUCUUGCAGAGACUAGAAGAGGGCUUCAGAUCCUCUGGAGCUGGACUUAUGGGUGGUUGUGAUUUGCCCAAUGUGGGUGCUGGGAACUGAACUUGGGUCCUCUGGAAGUGUGGCAAGUGCUCUUACCCAUCCAUCCAUCGCUCCAGCCACCACUCUCCUUACUUUAAAGGCAUGUGCAGUCCAGAGACACAUAGCUUUAAUGAUCUGCUCAGAGAAAAGAUAAUGCUUUAAUGAUCUGCUCAGAGACAAGAUAAUGCUUAGAAGAAAACGUCACAGGACCUCAAG